AUGGCACGAUACUUCCAGUCUCAUCGUGGAGAAGACACGACAAGCGGAGAAAGUCUCGUAUACAACCCCCUCUACACCAAUUCCUCUCAGCGAAUGCAAAGAACCAGUCUGUCGCUACCGAAUCCUCCUCCAAGCCACGUUUUCCGCCAUGUACGAGUUGAGCCAAAAACUCCAGCGCGAUUGUCACCGUAUGUCAUCGUAAAAGAGGAUAUCGCGGCUACGAUUCAGACCCCGCGACUUCAUAUUAUCACACAUUCCUUCCAUUGGCAAACGCCACGCGUACAUUACCGGCGGGUUCCCUUCCCUGAGAGAUCUGGUCAAGCCGUACUUCCGUGGUAUGUAUCACAACUCACAUAUGACAGGCCUUCACCAGUUGAUAAGGGAUUGCAUGCUUGGACGUGGAUUGUGGAGACCAGCGAAAAGCUACCAAGGUACACACCAUCCAUCCCUCUUCUCUUCUCGUCGCAAUCCAUCCAAAGACAAGGAAUAAAACUAUCGAAACCCAUUCAAUUCAAUUCAGGUAAGUCGAAUUCAACCCCUUCCUGCAUCCUCGAUAACGCAGUGGAUCGCGAUGACCGUCGUCAGAAAAAAAACUUCUCGGCAAAAGGCAAGCUUCGUCUCCAGGCAAUCCCUUUCUACUGGGAAUUACCCGUCAAGUGA
Molecule: messenger RNA, 660 nt
Organism: Cadophora gregata
Lineage: Eukaryota; Fungi; Ascomycota; Leotiomycetes; Helotiales; Ploettnerulaceae
Exons: 1
Coding region: 1-660 (219 amino acids)
Source: RefSeq, a predicted model, not a curated record